AUGGCCUGGUUACGAAGGGUGUUUAACGGCCUCCGCAGCUAUUCUGUAGCCGCAGCGGCACCCGAGUCGGUUGUUCGACAGACUCUGAAGCCGCUAGACUCGCGCAAGACAUAUUUGGUUGACCAGUACACCCACCUGCUGCGGUCAAACGCUGUGAUGCUUAUUCUGCAUAACCCGACGCUUUUGAAGGCCGAGAACCAGCAGCUGCGCAAUGAUAUCCGCAAGGCCGGAGGCACUUUGACGGUAGUGCGUUCUCGUGUUUUCAAAGCUACUCUCCGUGGCAUUGAUCAUGCCGACCCUGCUUCGGUUGAAGCCCACAAGGAGUUUGCCCGAGCCAAGAACCCGCUCAUGGACCUGUUUGAUGGUCCCUCUGCGGUCGUCACAAUUCCCAAUCUCGACCCCAAGGCGGUCGACAAAGUUGUUUCCCUGAUUGAUAAGACCAGAAUGGUUGUGCUGGGUGGCCGGGUUGAUGGUAGCCAGAUCUCUGUCUCUCAGGUCCAAAAUCUUCGCAAGAUGCCUUCGCUUGAAGAGCUGCGGGCUCAGCUUGCCGGUGUGCUCACUGUGCUCGGCGGUGCUGGCCUGGUCAACACCCUACAGGCAAGCUCCAACAUGUUGUAUCUCACACUGGAUCAGCACCGUAAAACACUGGAGGAGCCUGAAAAUAAGUAA
This is a messenger RNA of Wickerhamiella sorbophila, 669 nucleotides long. RefSeq names its product 54S ribosomal protein L11, mitochondrial. The transcript has a single exon. Gene Ontology annotation, cellular component: mitochondrial large ribosomal subunit. The record is from RefSeq and is a predicted model, not a curated record. Gene Ontology annotation, biological process: translation. Gene Ontology annotation, molecular function: structural constituent of ribosome. Lineage: Eukaryota; Fungi; Ascomycota; Dipodascomycetes; Dipodascales; Trichomonascaceae. The coding region runs from base 1 to 669 and encodes 222 amino acids.